Lepus europaeus (European hare) is the source of this 1876-nucleotide messenger RNA. It is a transcript of the gene TYMP, whose product is annotated as thymidine phosphorylase. Gene Ontology annotation, cellular component: cytosol. Gene Ontology annotation, biological process: pyrimidine nucleoside metabolic process; pyrimidine nucleobase metabolic process. The record is from RefSeq and is a predicted model, not a curated record. Lineage: Eukaryota; Metazoa; Chordata; Mammalia; Lagomorpha; Leporidae. The transcript has 10 exons. Bases 257 to 1696 code for a protein of 479 amino acids. Gene Ontology annotation, molecular function: 1,4-alpha-oligoglucan phosphorylase activity; pyrimidine-nucleoside phosphorylase activity.
CGCACCCGCCGCACGCCCCGGGCCCUCCGGGUCCCGGAAGUCCGCGCUCCGCGGUCAUUGCGGGAGUGGCCUGACAGCCGCGGUCCCCGCCCGCGGCAGUCUGAGAAGAGCGCUCGUCGCCGCGGGUCCGAACCCGCGCCACGCCGCAUCCGGGACGGAAGGGGGCAGGGCCGCCGCACGGCGGAGGUAGGGCCCGGGCCACGUCGCGAGGCCGAGAGGCGGGCGUCGGACGCGGGCGGGCGACGCAGACACGGCAAUGACGACCCCUGAGACCCCAGGCGCGCCCGGGGACCCCGCUGCAGGAGGGGGCCGGGGCCCUGCUGAAGCCCCGCCGGAGCCCAGGCAGCUCCCGGAGCUGAUCCGCACCAAGCGAGACGGAGGCCGCCUGACCGAGGCGGACAUCGGGGGCUUCGUGCGCGCCGUGGUGGACCGCAGCGCGCAGGAUGCGCAGAUCGGGGCCAUGCUGAUGGCCAUCCGGCUGCAGGGCAUGGAUCUGGAGGAGACCUCGGCGCUGACCCAGGCCCUGGCCAAGUCUGGGCAGCAACUGCAGUGGCCAGAGGCCUGGCACCAGCAGCUGGUGGACAAGCACUCCACAGGGGGCGUGGGUGACAAGAUCAGCCUGGUCCUGGCACCAGCGCUGGCUGCGUGCGGCUGCAAGGUGCCAAUGAUCAGUGGACGUGGUCUGGGACACACAGGGGGCACCCUGGAUAAGCUAGAGUCUAUUCCUGGAUUCAGCGUCCUCCAGAGCCCAGAGCAGAUGCAAGCGUUGCUGGAGCAAGUGGGCUGCUGCAUCGUGGGCCAGAGCGAGCAGCUGGUUCCCGCGGAUGGAAUCCUGUACGCAGUGCGGGACGUCACGGCCACCGUGGACAGCCUGCCGCUCAUCACAGCCUCCAUCCUCAGUAAGAAAGCUGUGGAGGGACUGUCCGCUCUGGUGGUGGACGUUAAGUUUGGAGAGGCUGCCGUCUUCCCCAGCCAGGAGCAAGCCCGGGAGCUGGCGAGGGCGCUGGUGGGCGUGGGGGCAGGCCUGGGGAUCCGGGUAGCCGCAGCCCUGACCGCCAUGGACAACCCCCUGGGCCGCACGGUGGGCCACACCCUGGAGGUGGAGGAGGCGCUGCUCUGCCUGGACGGUGUGGGGCCGCCAGACCUUCGAGACCUGGUCACGAGGCUCGGGGGCGCGCUGCUCUGGCUCAGCGGACAGGCCGAGGCGCAGGCCGAGGGCGCCGCGCGAGUGGCCGCGGCGCUGGACGACGGCUCGGCUCGUGACCGCUUCGAGCGGAUGCUCGCGGGGCAGGGCGUGGACGCGGGUCUGGCCCGAGCCCUGUGUGCUGGGACCCCGGCUCAGCGCCGGCAGCUGCUGCCCUGCGCCCAGCACCAGGAGGAGCUGUGCUCGCCCGCGGAUGGCACCGUGGAGCGCAUCCGGGCGCUGGUGCUGGCGCUGGUGCUGCACGAGCUGGGGGCCGGGCGCAGCCGCGCGGGGCAGCCUCUCCGGCACGGCGUGGGCGCCGAGCUGCUGGUCACCGUGGGACAGAAGCUGCGCCGCGGGACGCCCUGGCUCCGCGUGCACCUGGACCGGCCCGCGCUCGGCGCCCCGCAGCGCCGCGCCCUGCAGGGGGCGCUCGUGCUCUCCGGCCGCGAGCCCUUCACCGCCCCCUCCCCCUUCGCCGAGCUCGUCCUCCCGCCGCCCGCGACGCACUAGCGCGGUCCGGCAGACGCCGGCGCCUCCGAGACCGCGGGUUCGAGUACGGCUGCAGCGCGUUGGGACCCGGACGAAGCUCCUGGCUGCGGCCGCUGCCGCCACUUGCGGAGAACCAGCGAAUGCAAAACCUCGCCCCGUCUCUCCCGCUCUCUGUAACGCUUCCAAAUAAAUCAACCUUUU